Echinops telfairi (small Madagascar hedgehog) is the source of this 843-nucleotide messenger RNA. RefSeq names its product forkhead box protein G1. The record is from RefSeq and is a predicted model, not a curated record. Gene Ontology annotation, biological process: regulation of transcription by RNA polymerase II. Gene Ontology annotation, molecular function: DNA-binding transcription factor activity; sequence-specific double-stranded DNA binding. Lineage: Eukaryota; Metazoa; Chordata; Mammalia; Afrosoricida; Tenrecidae. Gene Ontology annotation, cellular component: nucleus.
AUGACCGACGGAGCCCAGACACAAGGACUGGGGAGUGGGGGCAAGGAUGGAGAAGAGGGCAAGGAGGGCGAGGAGAACAAGUACAAGUGGCCACCCUAUAGCUACAACACACUCAUCAGGAUGGAACAUGUGCUGCUCAAGAGCAUCAUGAAGAACUUCCCCUACUACCGCAAGAACAAGCAAGGGUGGCAGCACUACACCCAACACAAUCUGUCAGGCAAGGGCAACUAAUGGAUGCUGGAUCAGUUGAAUAAUGAUGUCUUCAUUGACUGCACGAGGGGCAAGCUGCAGCACUAUUCCACCCAGUCGUUGGCCAAGCUGACCUUCAAACACAGCUCACACUUCACCUCCACCACCUUCACCGUCAUGGACCACACUAGAUCACUCUACUGGCUGUCACCUUUCUUGUCCCUACACCCAGCACUUUUGAGUUACAAUGGCACAUCAACCUACCCCAGCCACCCCAUGCUCUACAGCUCCAUGUUGACUCAGAACUGGCUGGGCAACAACCACUCCUCCACAGCCAACAGCCUGAGGAUGGACCAGCUGGUCACACACUACCUGAUGGCUACCAUGCUGACCGCCUCAGUGUCCUGCUCCGGGACCUACUCCCUCAACCCCUGCUCUUCAACCAGUUACUUUUUCCCCAAUGUUCAUAUGACUUCACAGAGCAGCCCGUUUAUGAGCGCCAGGGCCGUGUCAUCCUCCGCAUCGCUGCAAGCCCCCUCGACACUGCCCGAGUCCUUAAGACACUCUGCCAAGUUUCACAAUGGGAUUGUCCAGAGUACUGAUUAUUUCACACAUCAAAAUCAGGGGUCUUCUUCAAGCCCUUUAAUACAUUAA